AUGAGUAGGAAGAAGGAGAAGGAAGAUGUGGACAUGGAGGAGGAAGAAGAAGAGGAGGAGUGGGAGGAGGAUGAGCCUUGGAGAAAUUCCAAGGGAAGGAAGACUGGUGGGGGCACCACCUCUUGGGCUAGGCAAGCCAGAAGAGCUGCCAAGCAAGCCAAGAGGGUGGUGAUGUCCACUGGCAAGCCCCUUGAAAAAGGGGACGAAGCCCUUGCAAAAGGGAAACCCCUUGAGAAAGGGAACAAAGCCCUUGCAAAAGGGACACCCCUUGAGAAAGGGAACAAAGCCCUUGCAAAAGGGCAAUAUGAAGCCAAGUGCCAGGAGCUGAAGGACAAGCUGAUGAAGAGCCCCCAAAAGGGGAAGCUUGGUCCCAGGCUGGAAACUGGCACAUCCCUUGAGAAAGGGACAGCUGCAAGCAGCAGCAAUGCUGCACCCCUUGAAAAAGGGAAAAAAAACUUCUUGAAAAAGAGGAGGCAGCAGCCCUUGAAAAAGGGCAAUUCCUUGAAAAAGGAAAUGUUGCCAAAAAGGACUCAGGACACUGUGCUGGUCCAGGACCUCAUGGCCCUGCAGAAGCUCCUUGACAAAGGAGUGGAGGUGCAUGUGCUCUCCUUCUGUGGGGCCAAGCAAAUCCCCAAAGUUGAAAAGGAAAUGUGGGACAAGCUCCCAGAUCCCAUUGACCAACUUCACUGGUGGGGAUGCUGCACCAGUCGCACUGGGGUGGGGGGCAAGGCAGAGUAUGCCACAGAGUGGGGCUGCCAGGUGGCCUUUGAUGAUUCAAAGGACAUCUUGCAAGAGCUGGGCUCAUGGGGUGUCAAAACCUAUGGCAUCCAGACAUUGAGAGAGAGCCAUGCAUGGAUGCCAGAAAACUCCAGGUUUGCAUCCUUUGCAGAAGCAGUGAAGCAGUUCAUCAGAGAUUACAAUCUUUGA
Molecule: messenger RNA, 927 nt
Organism: Cladocopium goreaui
Lineage: Eukaryota; Dinophyceae; Suessiales; Symbiodiniaceae
Source: the annotation of a GenBank genome assembly